GUACUUUGUUUGUCAUUUUAGCAUUUCAGCUGUCAUUUCAGUCAAUGAAUAGCUUGAUACAUUUUAAUAAAUGUUAAACAGAAUUUAAAACAAUCUCACUGUGAAAUUACAGCAGUCUAGACAGCAGGAUCAGAGUGACCUGGUCAAAACGGUGUGACGGUAUGCCUAGAAUCAAAGGACAAAUAGAGGAGAGAGGGUACUGGGGCAGUAAAGCAGAGUUUAUUUUAGCUGUGGCAGGGAUUGUGAUUGGUCUGGGUAAUGUGUGGAGGUUUCCUUACCUCUGCUACAAGAAUGGAGGAGGGGCGUUCCUGAUACCCUACCUGGUGUUUGUUGUUACCUGUGGGGUGCCUCUGUUCCUCCUAGAGACGGCUAUGGGACAGUACACACAGGAAGGGGGCAUUACAUGUUGGCAUCGCCUCUGUCCACUGGCUGAGGGUAUUGGCUAUGCAGGACAGCUGAUAGUGCUGUACAGCUGCAUGCAUUACAUCAUCAUUCUGGCCUGGGCAUUUUUCUACCUAAUCUCUUCUUUCAGCUCCCAACUGCCAUGGGACAGCUGUGACAACACCUGGAACACAGAUGAUUGUGUAAAUUUCGCUGCAAAGAAUCUGACCCUAAACUGGACAACGCUGAUUAAUUCAACCUCUGCAGUUACUGAGUUCUGGAAACACAGAGUGCUGGCCCUAUCUGGAGGUAUUGAGGAGAUUGGUAAAAUCAACUGGGAGAUUCUUCUGUGUCUCAUUGCAAUGUGGAUCAUAUGUUAUUUCUGUGUCUGGAAAGGAGUCAAAUCUACAGGCAAGGUAGUGUAUUUCACAGCCACAUUUCCUUAUGUGAUGCUACUGGUGUUGCUGAUUCGUGGGUUGACUCUUCCUGGAGCUCUGCAGGGUGUUGUGUUUUACCUGUACCCUGAACUGGCUCGUCUCGCUGACCCACAGGUUUGGAUGGAAGCAGGAGCUCAGAUCUUUUUCUCCUAUUCUAUAGGAACAGCCUCUCUUACUGUAUUAGGCAGCUACAAUAAAUAUAACAACAACUGCUACAGGGACAGCUUAUGGCUUUGCCUUCUGAACAGCAGCACCAGUUUUGUGGCUGGCUUUGCUGUCUUCUCAGUCCUGGGCUUCAUGGCUCAAAAGCAGGGUGUCCCCAUUGAGGAGGUGGCAGAAUCAGGUCCAGGACUAGCAUUCAUAGCUUAUCCACAGGCAGUAGCUAUGAUGCCUUUCCCUCACUUGUGGGCUGUUUGUUUCUUUAUCAUGAUUAUUUUGCUGGGACUAGAUACACAGUUUGUUGCGAUGGAAGUUUUCAUGACAUCAGUGAUGGACUUGUACCCUAUGGUACUGCGCAAAGAUGGACGUCGAGAAAUAUUCCUUCUACUUUUCUGUCUUGUUUGCUUCUUCAGCCAACUUGUCAUGGUUACAGAGGGGGGCAUGUAUGUAUUCCAGUUGUUUGACUAUUAUGCUUGCAGUGGAGCCUGUAUACUUUUCCUCUGUGUGUUUGAGUCUUUGGCCAUGGGUUGGGUUUUUGGGGCUGAGAGAAUGUUUGACGUCAUUGAAGACAUGACAGACUCACGACCCAAUUACAUGUUCAUGCUGUGCUGGAAAUACCUGACUCCUCUCGUGUCCCUGGUGUCAUUUGUCUGUUCAAUGGUGAAGUACAAGCCUCUCACUUUUAACCGCUGGUAUGUGUACCCGGACUGGGCGUACGCACUAGGCUGGUUACUGGCCCUGUCCUCCAUUCUGCUGGUGCCUGGAUGGGCACUGAUUCGAAUGUUUACUGAGAAAGGAAGCCUAAAACAGCGUUGGCAUCACCUGUGCAGUCCUGACACAAACCUCCCUUUUAUCUGUAAGCAACAAGCUGAAAUAGAAGAAAAUACCUUCAUCGCAGAGAUGGAAGACUUAGUCAGGAGAAGCACAAACUAAAAGAUGCUCAGCCUGGCUAUUUAUUAGGGGCCAAGCACCGAAGGUGCGGAGGCACCUAUUGUUAUUGUUGGCGUUCUUUUUUUUUUUAUUAUUAUUCU
Molecule: messenger RNA, 2008 nt
Organism: Megalobrama amblycephala (Wuchang bream)
Lineage: Eukaryota; Metazoa; Chordata; Actinopteri; Cypriniformes; Xenocyprididae
Product: sodium- and chloride-dependent GABA transporter 2-like
Exons: 14
Coding region: 162-1910 (582 amino acids)
Biological process (GO): sodium ion transmembrane transport
Cellular component (GO): membrane
Source: RefSeq, a predicted model, not a curated record